CCAGCUAUGACUAGUCCAGCAGCAGCAGGCGGCUUAGCAGGUGCUCCGUAUCGCGGUGCCAGUUGGACUCCACAAGGUUACGCUCCAGCUGCCGCUGCAGCGGCUGCUGCUGUCGCCCAACAAGCCUACAGAUAUACAGCUCCAUUGCCGCAACCGGCAUACGCAGCCUAUACACCACAUACAGCUACAACACCAGCAACAACUACGUACGGUCAGCGUGUACCAACUGCAGCAUCGCCAAGUAAUACAAAUUCAAGCAGCUCAUCCAAUACCGGCUCACAGAGCGGAACUUUAAGUACUAGUCUGAGUAAUACCAAUACAAAUACAACAAUGGGUCCUAGUAACGGUACACAGCAACAAGGGGAACAAUUGUCGAAAACAAAUUUGUAUAUUAGAGGAUUGCAACAAGGCACAACCGAUAAGGAUUUAGUAACUAUGUGUGCACAAUAUGGAACAAUUAUAUCCACCAAGGCUAUUUUAGAUAAAACAACAAACAAAUGUAAAGGCUACGGCUUUGUCGAUUUCGAGUUGCCAGCAUACGCCGAGGGCGCCGUCAAGGGACUACAAGCAAAGGGCGUUCAAGCUCAGAUGGCCAAAGUGGGUAUCUGGGUGCUUCAUAGGCCGGCCAUUCAACAAGAACAGGAUCCCACAAAUUUGUACAUCGCAAAUUUGCCACCACAUUUCAAGGAGACGGACUUGGAGAAUAUGCUCUCGAAAUAUGGUCAAGUUGUGUCUACUCGCAUAUUACGCGAUCAGCAAAUGAAUUCAAAAGGCGUUGGCUUCGCACGCAUGGAGAGUCGCGAGAAAUGCGAACAAAUUAUACAAAUAUUCAAUGGUAAUACAAUACAGGGUGCCAAAGAUCCACUUUUGGUUAAAUUUGCCGAUGGUGGUCCAAAAAAGAAGAAUCUCUACAAGAAUCCCGAUCCGAAUGCGCGAACGUGGCGUGAUCCCGCCGAAGGCAUACCGGUCACCUACGAUCCGACAAUGCAACAAAAUGGUGUUAGUGUUAAUGUUGGUACACCAAUCGGUGUGCCGUAUUCACGUUUUGGUGCACCGCCAGUUAGUAGUUACCCAAUGACAGCUGGCUCACAAUGGAUACCAGGCUAUAUGAUGACGCAACCAAUACCUCAAGUUGAGGAUCAGUAUAUGCAAAUGGCUGCUGCCCCACAAUUGGGAGUCGCAUCCUACAAACCAGACGCAGUCAAUCAGGUGCAACCACGUGGUAUCUCGAUGAUGGUCAGUGGUGAUCCGUCUGUGCCAUAUGGACCAAUGGUGCCACAACUAGCCACAUUGCAAAUUGGCAAUUCCAAUUUCUCUCCAUCAUUACAGUAUAUUAGUCCAACUUAUCCAUAUUAUGCACAACCAACAAUUAUUCCAACAAUGCCAAUGACAGAUUCCGAACAGGCUAGCACAGCUGCAUCACCCGAUGAGGCAUAUACACAGUAUCCACAUCCAGCCGCUCCCAAAUAGGUCAUCGCGAGAUGUAAUAUUAUGAUGCCGCGAUUGACUCUCUAAUGGGAGCUGGAAAUGGAAUCGGAUAAACGCGAAUAACAAAAAAAAAACCAAACAAACAUAUGCAACAGCAGCAGAAGAUACUAUAGUAAUAAACAACAGCAACAAAAACAACAAAAAUUAAAACGACAAGGAGGGACAAAGCGAUUCAGAACACAACAACAAUACAAUAUUACAACAACCUUUGAACAAAUGAAACAAAAACAACAGUAACAGCAACAGCAACAGCAACAAGGAAAUCGGUGACAACCGGCAGCAAUAAACAUAAAACAAACUUAGAAAAUAAAACAAAAACAAAAUGAAAACAGUUGCCCUACGAAAAUAGUAAAAGUGACUACAGAUUCCAAUAUUUAUUGCAGUUUACUGCAACAAUGCUAAUAAAAGAAAGAAAUGGCAACCAAAACUAGGAGAGCAUAUGAAGAAAAUUAAAAGAACAUAAAGUAUAUAUUUUAUAUUUGUAUGCGAAUAUGAUGAUACUGUGCUAGUGAAUGAGCAGUAACGAAACAUUUUAAGGAUAUAAAACUAAAAUGAAGAGAAAUGUAAAGACUAAGUUAAACAUACACAUACAUACAUACUUACUAAUAAAAAUAAAGAGAACAAGAGAAGCAAUGCGCAAGAAGAGAAGAGAAGAAGAAAAAGCAAAAGCAAAAUCACAUGAAAAGUUGAAUGCAAAAGAAGAAGAAAUGCUUAAUAGGAAGAAAGCGCUAACUAAUUAAAGGAUGAAAUUGCAUGGAAUACAGUUCGAAAAAGUGUGAAAAAUUAGUAAGCGGGUGAAAAGAAUUUUUGAAGAGUAUUAAACCUUAAGAAAAUGGCUGCCCAGCAAGGGCUGGCAAGCAAGUCGAGGGCGCGCGAGAAAAUUAAAUGAAGGGGAAAAUGCCGUUAAGGUCACUUGUAACAGCCGGUGGUCUAUGUAUGUGUGUAUUUUUGCAUAUUAAAAACAAAAAAAACAAAAGAUAAAGCUCGUCAGCCAAUAGCAAGUUAGACGAUUAGAAGCGCCAAAAGAUAAAAAAAGAUUUAAAAUUAAAAAUCAAUCACUAAAUACCCGCAAAAGAUGCAAGGAAUUUUGAAUGUCUUUAAUAGAGUACAUUAAAGUAUUUACAUUUUGAAUGAAAUCGUGAGAGGCGAACAGUAGUGAAGGAGUAGAAUGGGUGAAACCAAUUUAUUUAUUUAAUACUAAAAGUAGGAAGCAGUAAUAAGAAGUAACAGACGAUAAAUGGAAUGAAAGAUGCAAUGAUGUUGAAGGUAAUAGCGAAGGAAACG
Messenger RNA from Rhagoletis pomonella (apple maggot), 2772 nucleotides. Its product is annotated as protein alan shepard. Bases 7 to 1470 code for a protein of 487 amino acids. Gene Ontology annotation, molecular function: mRNA 3'-UTR binding; poly(U) RNA binding; poly(A) binding. Gene Ontology annotation, cellular component: cytosol; nucleus; ribonucleoprotein complex. The record is from RefSeq and is a predicted model, not a curated record. Lineage: Eukaryota; Metazoa; Arthropoda; Insecta; Diptera; Tephritidae. The transcript is spliced from 9 exons.